AAAAAAAUUUCCCCCAGGGAUCAAUAAAGUAUUCUGAUUCUGAAGCAGGAAAAUGGCUUCAGUUUACUGAGGACAGAGAAGGGUUCUUCAUUCCCACUGUCACCAGGCUCUGCUGACGCUGCAGGGUCUGUCGUCAUCACCAACCUGAUUGGUUCUUUGGUUAAUGAUGUUGUCGCCACAAUCUCUAUCCGCCCACACCUCGUGCUGCCAUGGUGACCGCCGUUGACAUCACGUUACCGUGGAGACGGUGAUAAGCGAUCACGCUUUUUUUUCUUUUUCUUUUUUUUUGCAGCUGAUCGAAGUGAUCAAUGUUUCUGACGCGGUGACGUCAUUCUGUUUCCUUCCUCGUGCGGGAAGUCAAAAACCUGCUGAUCAGCCAAUCCGCGGUUCGUCUGUGCUGCAUCCUCCGCUUCCUCCUCUCCGUUUCUCCUCCUCCUCGGCCCCGAUGCUCCCGCCGGCCCUGCCCGGCCUCGAUGCUCGGUCCGCGGGCUGGCUGUAGCUCGGUGAAUCGGUGCACAUCGUCGGUCCGUCAUGGUGCAGAAAUCUCGCAACGGCGGGGUGUUCCCCGGAGCGCAGGCCGACCAGAAGAAGCUGAAGGUCGGCUUCGUGGGUUUGGAGGCCGGAGGGACGGACUCCAGUAGGGACGGUGCUCUGCUCAUAGCGGGUGGAGACGAGGGGCCUCGGCGGCAGCGCAGCAGCGUCUCCGGGGGGAAGAAACCUCCCAAACGAAACGCCCUCUACAGACGCCUGCAGAACUUCCUGUACAACGUCUUGGAGAGACCCCGAGGAUGGGCCUUUAUCUACCACGCCUAUGUGUUCCUGCUGGUGUUCUCCUGCCUGGUUCUGUCUGUGUUCUCCACCAUCAGAGAGUACGAGAAGAGCUCCGAGGACGCGCUCUACAUCCUGGAGGUGGUGACCAUCGUGGUGUUCGGGGUGGAGUACAUGGUGAGGAUCUGGGCUGCCGGGUGUUGCUGUCGGUACAGAGGGUGGCGAGGUCGACUGAAAUUCGCCAGGAAGCCCUUCUGCGUCAUCGACAUCAUGGUGCUCAUAGCAUCCAUAUCAGUCCUGGCUGCAGGGACUCAGGGAAACGUCUUCGCUACGUCGGCCAUCAGGUCACUGCGGUUCCUUCAGAUUCUCCGAAUGAUCCGUAUGGAUCGCCGAGGAGGAACCUGGAAGCUGCUGGGAUCGGUGGUCUACGCUCACAGCAAGGAGCUGAUCACAGCCUGGUAUAUCGGCUUCUUGUGUCUCAUUCUGGCAAGUUUCCUCGUUUACCUGGCAGAAAAAGAAGAUAAUGAACAGUUUGAGACAUAUGCUGACGCCCUCUGGUGGGGACUGAUCACCUUGACAACCAUCGGUUAUGGAGACAAGUUCCCCAUCACCUGGAAUGGACGUCUGCUGGCUGCAACCUUCACUCUGAUUGGAGUUUCAUUCUUUGCUCUGCCGGCUGGGAUUCUGGGUUCUGGCUUUGCUCUGAAGGUUCAGGAGCAGCACAGACAGAAACACUUUGAGAAGAGACGAAAUCCCGCAGCAGGACUCGUACAGGCGGCCUGGAGGGUUUACGCCACAAAUCUGAGCCGAACCGAUCUGACAUCUACCUGGGAUUAUUACGAGAGGACAGUGUCUGUCCCCAUGUAUAGGUUGAUCCCUCCUCUCAAUCAGUUGGACUUACUAAGGAACCUCAAGAACAAAUCCGGACUCUCAUUCAGGAAGGAUGUUCAGCCUGAACCUUCUCCCAGUCAGAAGGUGAGUCUAAAGGAGAGGGUCUUCUCGUCUCCUCGGAGUUCAGGAACCAAAGGCAAAGGUUCUCCUCAGCAUGGAGUUGCACCUGGAAUGGGUCCUGCUCCUGGCAUUGGUCCUGGAGUACCUGGAGGUCCUGGGGGAGUCCAGGCCUUGCGGCGGUCCCCCAGCAUAGAGCCCAAUUUGGAAGAGAGUCCCAGCAAGGUUCCAAAGAGCUGGAGCUUUGGAGAACGCAGCAGAACUAGGCAGGCCUUCAGGAUCCGGGGAGCAGCAUCCCGUCAGAACUCUGAAGUGCUGAUAGAGAUGCAGGAUGAAGAGUUCAGACAGAAGAGCUCCCCAGAGGCCAGCCUUCCUGGAGAAGAAAUGGCUGAUGACAACAAGAGCUGCCACUGUGAGUUUGUCCCUCAGGACCUGACCCCAGCGUUAAAGGUUACCAUUAGAGCCAUCUGCAUCAUGCGCUUCAUGGUAUCCAAGAGGAAGUUUAAGGAAAGUCUUCGUCCCUAUGAUGUCAUGGAUGUGAUUGAACAGUAUUCAGCCGGACACCUGGACAUGCUCGCCCGUAUCAAGAACCUCCAGUCUAGGGUGGAUCAGAUCGUUGGCAGAGGAACACCAAUUGCAGAUAAGGAUCGUCCCAAAGCAGCCAGUGAGGAGCUACCUGAAGACCCGAGCAUGAUGGGACGCCUGGGGAAGGUGGAGAAGCAGGUCCUGUCCAUGGAGAGAAAGCUCGACUUUUUGGUUAAUAUCUAUAUCCAGCGAAUGGGAAUCCCUCAGGCUGAGACCGACGCCUACUUUGGAUCCAAGGAGCCAGACCCAGCACCACCCUAUCACAGUCCAGUGGAUCAGCUGGAGAAGAGCCAAUCCAUCGCCAAGAUCAUGCAAGGGUUGCCAGUUGAACAUGUGGAGAAGGCUCGGGUUGUGACGAAGAUGGUUCGCUCCAGCAGUUCCACCGGACACAGGAACUACAAUGCCCCCACAUGUCCUCCCUCCACCUCCUGGCAGCCCAUCAGCUCCCAGCUCCACCAGCAGGCUCCGCCCCCUCCUCAUCGUAGCCAGGGUAAUACUCCAAGUCCGGUGGGGGAUGGGUCAUUGGUUCGACUGCCCCCUCCUCCAUCUGGGGAGAGACACAGUGGGAACCGAUCGAACCGUCACAGCACCGGAGACCGAGGGGGGGCGGAGAAACAGGAGAGGGCAGGAGAGGGGUCCAAUGGGAUGGGAGGAGGAGGCGAGGAGGGGAAGCCUGACAGUGACACCUCUAUCUCCAUUCCAUCAGUGGACCAUGAGGAGCUGGAGCGUUCUUUCAGUGGCUUCUCCAUCUCCCAGUCCAGAGACAACCUGGACUUCCUCAACAAUGGAUUCUACUCCUCCAACAACCUGGGAGAUCGCCAUGGUGGGGGAGGAGCUGCCUGCUGCACCGCCGUCCGGUCCUACAUCGCUGAGGGGGAGUCAGACUCCGACUCCGAGCUCUGUGCCCCGUCGCCGCACUCGGACCGGGCCUGGACUGGAACCAAAUGAAGCUGCGAGAAAUCCAGAGUCACAACCAGCAGAACAUUUAAAGUAUUCAUCAAAAUGUGAAUAAAAAGUAAACAUAAAGAUUUAAACCACCAGCUGGAGGCUCACAGCAAAGGAUUAUUGUGUACAGAGCUCAGCGGCCGCACCCAUGAUGGUACGAUUUACGUGACAGAUUCUGCACGGCAAACAUCUGUCCACACUGUCACCAACUGGCACACUGCUGGGACACGCUUUCACCUGAUUGGUUGCUUGUUUCUGUGUAUAAAAUAAUCACAUAAUCUCAGCUCGCCAAUACAUUUGUUAAUCGUUUAAACAAAGAAAAGUUGGAAAGAUGGACCAGACUGCUGUUUGUUUAUCUACUUCCUGUCCAAAGUUUAGGAAGUAGAUCCGGAGCUGCUGGGUUUUAACUUUCAGGUGAACCACGAGCUUUCAGGUAACUUUGGCUAUGUAUGGGAUCUGUAUCUUAUUCUGCUCUCUAGAGGCUGCAGCAGUAUCAAUGAACUCUGUUUAUAUGUUUUUUAAUAUUCUGGUUAUUUAACUAAAUGUGACUCUGCACGGUCACUGGAGCAUCUUCUUACUGUGACACUAUCAGCUUGCACCUGCUCAUCUACUACAUGUAAUCUUUAGCAGGUUAUUGUUUUUUCCCCAGGUGUUUGUGGAAGACUGUAUGGACGAUUUGAUAGGUCAGUGCUAACACACAUGCUUAUGUAUUUUGAAAGAUAAUAAAUAAGACAUAAUCUUCCAGUAACUCCAUGCUUCACAGACCUGCUGCAAAUUUACUGCUGCUGUGAUUUCAGAGUAGACAUCAGGGGAAGAUUACUUUUAAUGCUUGUUGCCAAUCGGGCUCUCUAAAUAUGGUAAGCAUUGCUGAAAACUUAAAUUUUAGCGUUUUUCAGCUUAUGAAAAACAAAAACCAAAAUCAUACAACCUGAAAAGGUCAUCGGCCAGAAUAUUUUCAGUUCCCUUUUUAUGUUGAAUGUCUAGAGUGUAUUCCUGCGUCAGCAGAGCCUGUCACGUUGAAUAUACGUGAAAGGAAAACGAUCAGUGUGCACAACGAUAGGCAAAAUACUGGACUGCAGGUAAACUUGGAGGUGCUGAAGAGCCAACAACAAACCCAUAGUUUCCUUUUCAAUAGUGGAAUAAUUGAGCUGAUUUUUGUUAAACUUGCAGGAGAAAUAGCAAACGGGGUGGUCCAAACCCUGCACAUCUUCCAGCAACAGCACUGCUCCAGCCCCAACUUCCAAUUUGAAAGGUCAGGUCAACUCAGGUGCAGCGAGCAUGGGGUGUGGCAAAGGAGGGAUUUAGCACUUUCAAAAGCACCCUGACACUCAUCUGACCAAACAAAAUCAACCUUUGGACAGUAGAUUAGAAUCAGAAAGACUUUAUUUUUUAUAUUAUUAUUCCCAAGGGGCAAUUAAGACUAGUUAAUGGUUAAUGGUUGGACCGUGGAGGAGAAAUUUCUGCAGAUUUGCUGUAAUAACCAACCAUUCCCAGAAACCUAUGCAGCUCACGCAUUGUUUUAGUUGUGGAAUAAUCUUUAAGCGCAACAAAGUUGGACUUCAUGGGCUGUACCUGCCCAUGUCAAAUGAUUUGCCGAGUUUCCGGAUAAACCACCAGGUCAUCUAAAUAGGCACUGCAGUUGGAGAGGCCACUCAGAACUUUAUCAGCCUCUGAAAGGUAACAUGAGCAUUACUGAUAUCAAAUGCUAUGAGAGUAUAAAAAGUCAUCUGAUGAUGGCUUAAAUGUUGGAAGCAUGUUCAGUUAAGGAGACUUGCUAGUAACCUUUAAGGUUUUCCAGUUUGGGUACAGCUCCAGGGGCUCUGAUCUGUUUCAGCAGAUAUUCAGUUUCCUGUUUUGUUAGUGAGUGCUUUGCAGGCAGUGUUGGAGAGUAACGGAGUACAUGUGCCGGUGUUACGUAUUUAAAAUACAAAAUAUGAGUAACUGUAUUCUGUUACAGUUACCGUUUAAAACGGUAGUAUUCAGAAUGCUUUGCUGAAAUAAAUGGCUUACACAGCGGUA
Molecule: messenger RNA, 5265 nt
Organism: Maylandia zebra (zebra mbuna)
Lineage: Eukaryota; Metazoa; Chordata; Actinopteri; Cichliformes; Cichlidae
Gene: kcnq2b
Product: potassium voltage-gated channel, KQT-like subfamily, member 2b
Biological process (GO): potassium ion transmembrane transport
Cellular component (GO): membrane; voltage-gated potassium channel complex
Molecular function (GO): voltage-gated potassium channel activity
Source: RefSeq, a predicted model, not a curated record